AUGGAGGCCAAUGGCAGCCUGGCCGGCGAGCUGGGCUCGUGCUUCCGCAGCACCAACUUCAGCACCAACCUCAGCGCCAACCUCAGCGAGAAGCUGAUUGUCUCGCGCUGGUUCUCCACCGCCUUCGGCGGCAUUGGCCUUGCCUCCAACCUGUUUGCCCUCUGCGUGCUGGUCAGCUCCUCCCGGAAGAUGCACAGCCGCGCCCGCUCCUCCUUCCUCAUCUUCCUCUGCGGCCUGGUGGUGACGGACUUCCUGGGCCUGCUGGUGACCGGGACCAUCAUCAUCUCCUACCACUUCACCAAGUUCAGCUGGAUGGUGGUCGACCCCGCCUGCUACCUCUGCAACUUCCUGGGCCUCUCCAUGGUCUUCUUCGGCCAGUGCCCGCUGCUGCUGGGCGCCACCAUGGCCGGGGAGCGUUUCUUCGGCAUCAACCGCCCCUUCUCCCGCUCCACCAGCAUGUCCAAGCGCCGAGCCUGGUUCAUGGUAGGCAUGGUCUGGGCCUUCUCCUUCUCCCUGGGACUCCUGCCCAUCCUGGGCCUGGGGGACUACACCCUGCAGUACCCCAACUCCUGGUGCUUCAUCACUCUGCUGCACGACGCCAAGAACGUCACCUUCUGCCUGAUCUUUGCCCUGCUGGGCAUCCUGGCCGUCGGCCUCUCCUUCCUCUUCAACACGGUCAGCGUGGUGACGCUGUGCCGGGUCUACCACGACCGCGAGUCGGUGCAGAGGCGGCGGGACAGCGAGGUGGAGAUGAUGGUGCAGCUGGUGGGCAUUAUGAUCAUUGCCACCGUCUGCUGGUUACCCCUGCUGAUAUUUAUCAUCCAGACGGUCCUGCAGGAGCCCGCCCCCGACUUGCUGCCCCGCCAGAUCCCUCGGAAGACCGAGGAGAUGCUGCUGAUCUACCUGCGCAUGGUCACCUGGAACCAGAUCCUGGACCCCUGGGUCUACAUCCUCUUCCGCAGGGCCGUGCUGAAGCGCAUCUACCCCAGCCUCAAGACACGGCCCUCCAUCGUCUCCCUCUACCCCAUGCUCAACCCCUCGCUGCGCCGCAAGCUCACCCAGGAGUCCGUGCUGCAGUAG
Molecule: messenger RNA, 1080 nt
Organism: Emys orbicularis (European pond turtle)
Lineage: Eukaryota; Metazoa; Chordata; Testudines; Emydidae
Gene: TBXA2R
Product: thromboxane A2 receptor
Exons: 2
Coding region: 1-1080 (359 amino acids)
Biological process (GO): adenylate cyclase-activating G protein-coupled receptor signaling pathway; positive regulation of blood pressure; inflammatory response
Cellular component (GO): plasma membrane
Molecular function (GO): thromboxane receptor activity
Source: RefSeq, a predicted model, not a curated record